AUGGGUGACACGGGGCUGGAGGCGGCAGGUGCCACCAGCGAGCGCAGCAAGAAGGCGCAGCUGGACAGGCUGGACAUCAACGUGCAGAUCGACGACUCGUACCUGGUGGAGGCCGGAGACCGGCAGAAGCGCUGGCAGUGCCGCAUGUGCGAGAAGUCCUACACGUCCAAGUACAACCUGGUGACCCACAUCCUGGGCCACAACGGCAUCAAGCCCCACUCCUGCCCACACUGCAACAAGCUCUUCAAGCAGCCCAGCCACCUGCAGACCCACCUGCUGACCCACCAGGGCAUGCGGCCCCACAAGUGCGAGGUGUGCAGCAAAGCCUUCACCCAGACCAGCCACCUGAAGCGGCACAUGCUGCUGCACAGCGACAUCAAACCCUACAGCUGCCAGUUCUGCGGCCGGGGCUUCGCCUACCCCAGCGAGCUGAAGGCCCACGAGGUGAAGCACGAGAGUGGCCACUGCCACAUCUGCGUGGAGGGCGGGCUGGACUUCUCCACCCUCGCCCAGCUGAAGCGGCACCUGGCCGCGCACCAGGGCCCCACGCUCUACCAGUGCCUGGAGUGCAGCAAGUCCUUUCACUACCGCAGCCAGCUGCAGAACCACAUGCUGAAGCACCAGAACGUCCGGCCCUUUGUCUGCACCGAGUGCGGGAUGGAGUUCAGCCAGAUCCACCACCUCAAGCAGCACUCGCUCACGCACAAGGGUGUGAAGGAGUUCAAGUGCGAGGUGUGCGGGCGGGAGUUCACGCUGCAGGCCAACAUGAAGCGGCACAUGCUGAUCCACACCAGCGUGCGGCCCUACCAGUGCCACAUCUGCUUCAAGACGUUCGUGCAGAAGCAGACGCUCAAGACACACAUGAUCGUGCACUCGCCGGUGAAGCCAUUCAAAUGCAAGGUCUGCGGGAAGUCCUUCAACCGCAUGUACAACCUGCUGGGCCACAUGCACCUGCACGCUGGCAGCAAGCCCUUCAAGUGUCCCUACUGCUCCAGCAAGUUCAACCUGAAGGGCAACCUGAGCCGGCACAUGAAGGUCAAGCACGGGGUGAUGGACAUCAGCCUGGACAGCCAAGAUUCCAUGAUGGAGCUGGCUGGGGCUGACCAUGCCGAGCUGGACGGGCAGCAGGAGAUGGACGACUUUGAGGAGGAGAACUCUUAUGGAUACGGGGGGGUGGACAACCCCUCGGACGAGCAUACUCUGACCCAGCAGGCCAUGAAGGAGAUGGCAUACUACAACAUGUUGUAGCUGAGGCUGGAGG
Molecule: messenger RNA, 1261 nt
Organism: Chaetura pelagica (chimney swift)
Lineage: Eukaryota; Metazoa; Chordata; Aves; Apodiformes; Apodidae
Gene: ZNF710
Product: zinc finger protein 710
Exons: 5
Coding region: 1-1248 (415 amino acids)
Cellular component (GO): nucleus
Source: RefSeq, a predicted model, not a curated record